Molecule: messenger RNA, 2275 nt
Organism: Varanus komodoensis (Komodo dragon)
Lineage: Eukaryota; Metazoa; Chordata; Lepidosauria; Squamata; Varanidae
Gene: CEP57L1
Product: centrosomal protein 57 like 1
Exons: 12
Coding region: 160-1581 (473 amino acids)
Cellular component (GO): centrosome
Molecular function (GO): identical protein binding; microtubule binding; gamma-tubulin binding
Source: RefSeq, a predicted model, not a curated record
GGCCGCGGAGAAGACGCAUCCUGAGUCCGAUCCGUUGCGUGGGGAGCGUUGUCGUCACGCCUCGAGUGCGGCUGUAGCGAGUCGGUAGCAGCGCCUGCGAAAUCAAAGAAGCUUUCCUGCAUAUUCGAGGAAGGUCAGUGACAUAUUCAAUCCUCUGUAAUGGAGUCUGUUGAUACAGAGUCAAAGUGUAGCUACAUAGGAAGCUUCCUUCAGCCUCCUGAUAAAAUGUACUCUGAAUUUGCUGACCUUAGGACAAAGAAGGCAUCAGCUAUCCCAGCAGACAUGCCUGCACCAAAUAAUCAAGCUCUAGUAGCAGCUCUAAAAACCCUUCAACAAAAGAUCCAUCGUCUUGAACUAGAGAGGUCACAGGCUGAGCAUGACCUGAGCUGUCUGACCAGAGAAGCUGCCCAGUAUAAAAUGGCUUUGCGGCAUGAAUCAAAUGAGAAGGAUGUAACUCAUCAGGAACUGAUGCAAGCAAGGAAAGAUGUGAGCACGCAGUUGGGAACAGUGCAGUCACGUUGCUCUUUGCUGGAAAAACAACUAGAUUAUAUGAGAAAAAUGGUGGUCAGUGCAGAGGUGGAAAAGAAACUGAUUCUUGAACAGCAGACCCAACUUCAGAAGGAAAAAGAAAAGAAUCAAGUGGAGCUACGUGCAAAACUUGACAAGCUUGACAUUCUUGAAAAUGAAUGUUGGAAACUUACCAGCAGUCAGAAAACUGCAGAAGAAAAGAUCAAACACCUGGAACAGAAGAUCCAGGAAGAACAACAUCAGCGCAGGCUAAUACAAGAUAAAGCUGCACAGCUCCAAACAGGACUAGAGAUGAACAGAAUUCUCUUGUCUUCACUUUCACCUCAGAAAGAGACAAAGAAGAAAAGCAGGAAGAAGAAAGUUAUAAAAGCAAAAAAAGAAAAUCCUGAUUUGGGGAAAACAUGUGGCUCACAAGCAUGCCUACAGGCUGAAAAGUUACCUUUUGUUGUUGGGAAGUCUUCCAGGCCCAGUCACUCAGUUGUUGCAAAUGUUCAGACUGUUUUGCAUCUCAUGAAAUAUCGUAGUCCAUGUGUAACCUCACAACAUCCAGAAGAACUUGAAAAAGUGGCUUCAAGAAGGACUGGUGUGUACAAAUCGGUAUCAUGUUCCACAUCUUCCUCUGCUACUGAAAACCUUUCUGAUCUUCUCUUGCUCAUUCAGGAUGAGCUGGGGCAAAUGAGCUUUGAGCAUCAAGAACUGUUGAAGCAGAUACAAGAAACUCAAGACCAUGACAUUCGGGAAGACCUAGAACGUGAACUGGAUUGUCUUGUGAAGCAAAUGGAAAUUAAAGGAGAUCAGAUUUGCAAACUGAGAAAGCACCAAGAACAUGUUUAUAAACUGAGGCAAGAGGCUCAGAAACUGAAGAGAAAAACUGUGAAUGCUGCCUCAAAGCCUGAUGAAUUAAGAGCUUCUAAAGAGACUGUGGUCCCUCCAAGAAGCAGUGUACAUAGUACCUGUUCUGUGAAUAAGAGCACAAGUUCUCUUCAGCUAUUGAAAAGUGCUCAGAAACUUCAGUCAGUAUUGAAAAAAGAUGAUAUAGCAUGGGAACCAUAGGUUACAAAAUUGGUUUAAUACAUAACUGUCAACUGGGUAUCUAUUUUAUAAACUUGGUUUGGUGAGAUCUUUGGAGCCCAUUGCUUGACUCAUUAAUGUACCUAUUCUUACAUUUAGAUGUAGUAUUUGAACAAAUCUUGUUUCUUCUUUCUACACUGAUUUUUCAAAAUAUAAAUGUAAUAGUUUUAAUCAAGUGACUAUAUAAUUAAAAAUCUAUUUAUUUCUAAAUUUUUCACUGUUUUUCUUGAAGUACUUAGGGAAGAAAGACUUGGAACAUCUACAAACAAAAAACGUUUACAUUACUUCAGUAUGCUUUUAGGAGCAUCUAUUUAAUCUUACUCAUUAUUUCAUUAAAAAAGUUAUAUCCUGAAUUGUGAUCAAGACUUAAAACAGUCACAAAAUGAGUCUAGAUUUAAGCAACCUCUUUUCUAAAGUGCUGUUUGUUUAAUAUUUCAUUUAAAAACAGCAGGGUUAUUAAAGUAUGCUUAAACAAAUCUCAGAUGCAAAUAUGCCACUGCCAGCCCUGCAGACUGGCUAAAAAGCAAACAUUUAAUUCAACUGGCCAACCAGGUGCAAGAGAUUUAACUAGGAUUAUAAUAAAAAGGAGAAUGAACUUAACAUGCUUGUUGGAAUUCAGUAUGUGAUUCUUGCUUUGGAUGCAAGAGGUUUGAGAGUAGCUCAGUUUAUUGAGUUU